AUGGCUGGUGGUGGACAAGCUUUGACUGUGCCUAAUGUCCCUACUGGAUACAAGUUUAGCCCUUAUCAUCAUGAUCUUAUUGUCCAUUACUUGAAGAGAAAAAUUCUGGAUGAACCACUGCCUGCUGAUGUUAUUCCCACCACUGAUGUAUAUGCAUCAAACCCUGAUAAACUCCCUUUAGAUGAUUUUAAAGUCGGGGUGGAGAACGAGUGGUUUUUCUUUUCGACUAGAAGCAAGGAUGAUGACAUUAUCUUAAUGGAGGAUGGCUACUAUGCAAUUGACCCUGAAUGCACAGGGCCGAUCACAUGGAACAAUAUGAUUGUUGGCUAUGUGAAGACUCUGAAUUUCUAUCAAGGAAAGCCACCCAAUGGAACUGAAACUGUUUGGAUGGUAGAAGAAUUAAGAGUUAAUCCUGAGUUUGUUCCAAUUAACAAAGAUGACCGUAGCACGCAAGAAAAGUUCAACCUGAAUCUGAUUGGUGAGCAAGUCGAUUCGGAAGGGAUAAAGGAGCACAAGAAAAUUUGUAAUCUCAGCAAGCUUGUUAAAGGAAUGCGCCUGUCGAUCGUCUAUGAUUAG
Messenger RNA from Dovyalis caffra, 576 nucleotides. The record is from the annotation of a GenBank genome assembly. NCBI's taxonomy places the organism in Eukaryota, Viridiplantae, Streptophyta, Magnoliopsida, Malpighiales, Salicaceae.